AUGUGUCAUGCAGUCAUGUCAAAUUCUACAGGGUCGUGCAGCGACCACGACUGGGAAUCCUGGGUAGAAUCAAUAGACAGCAUCUCACACACCUACCGUCCAUCCAUGGCAGACGAACUUCUAACGAACGCUGAGUUCAUCGUGCGCUACAAGACAAGGAUGUCUAUAUCGGCUAACCAGGCCUGCGUUGGCAUCGCUAGAGGUUGCUCCACGUUUCACCAACUACUGGAAGUUACGUCACGCCUGAUCAGCCAAACAAGAUGUGCAGACCGGCUUGUUGGGUUUUUGAAGACGAACAAGGUGUUACCUAAGAUGGUGAGCAUCGUAGAGGCUGUGCUCAGCAGUAAGGAUGCCAUGGAGCAGCCGUGGGUUCACCGACUGCUCAGCCAUCUGCUGGAGGUUAUUAGAGCUAUAGUGAAGUGUGAACCGUGCUGCAAUGAUAAGGAGUUUACAGCCAGCAUGUUGCAGCCCAGUUCAGAGUGUUGUCACCUCGUCCCUGCCCUGCUAUCAUUGUGUGAAGACACCAGACCACAGCUGGACAGCAAACCAAAGAUGGCCGACGCGUCACAGCUGGACAGCAAACCAAAGAUGGCCGACGUGUCACAGCUGGACAGCAAACCAAAGAUGCCGCCGACGCCCGCUGCACAAGCUGGACAGCAAACAAAGAUGGCCUGCACGUGA
Priapulus caudatus is the source of this 681-nucleotide messenger RNA. RefSeq lists its product as uncharacterized. Lineage: Eukaryota; Metazoa; Priapulida; Priapulimorpha; Priapulimorphida; Priapulidae. The transcript has 6 exons. The record is from RefSeq and is a predicted model, not a curated record. Bases 1 to 681 code for a protein of 226 amino acids.